Penicillium samsonianum is the source of this 591-nucleotide messenger RNA. RefSeq lists its product as uncharacterized. Bases 1 to 591 code for a protein of 196 amino acids. NCBI's taxonomy places the organism in Eukaryota, Fungi, Ascomycota, Eurotiomycetes, Eurotiales, Aspergillaceae. The record is from RefSeq and is a predicted model, not a curated record. The transcript has a single exon.
AUGGAACUGGCACAAGAAGCAACCAAAGUGGAUUCGCAUCUCAGCGAGCAGUUAAGGGAACUGGGUUUUGACUCGAUUAUAUUGGCUCCCUGCAAUUCCAUGGACAGCUGUCUACCUAAAGUUCAAACCUCACUGAACAAUGGCCAGCCGAUUGAGCAAGAUUCGCACCAAGACCACAGCUCAACACGGCCUUGGCCAAAGCCUCGGUCUUUACCAUUGAAGCCUGGCGAUGCCCGUGAAAAUCGAGGUGUCGUUCAUCCAGACUGGGAAGACUCUCUAUUGGGUCAAAGCGAAUCCCUUUUAGCUGGGCAUUAUAGACCCCACUUUCCCCUCAACAAGGUACAGUCACAGCAAGCAGCCAUACCGACGCUAGGGCCAAAUCAGCUUGAAACAGUGACUUUGGAUGAAUACCAGGGGCAUGCUUCUGAGCAGCCUCUGUCUGAACAACCAACGAAUAUCAUGUCAGUGUCAUCGCAGUUCAUGACCAGAUCUCCUCCGGCGAACAACAUCGAACAAUCUCUGGACAAGUCGAGCGAGCUAGAGGAUGAGGAAGAUUCAUGGCCGACAGAAGCUUACGAAUGGUGGAACUAA